AUGGAUCAGGGAAAUUACACCAGAGUGAAAGAAUUUAUCUUCCUCGGUAUUACCCAGUCUCGAGAGCUAAGCUGGAUCUUAUUUGUCUUCUUAUUUUUGGUGUAUGUGACAACUCUGAUGGGAAACCUCCUCAUCAUGGUUACAGUUACCUGUGAGUCUCAGCUUCACACUCCCAUGUACUUCCUGCUCCGUAAUCUAUCUGUUCUUGACAUCUGCUUUUCCUCCAUCACAGCUCCUAAGGCCCUGGUUGAUCUUCUAUCAAAGAGAAAGACCAUCUCCUUCCAUGGCUGUGUUGCUCAGAUGUUCUUCUUCCACCUUCUGGGGGGAGCAGAUGUUCUUUCUCUCUCUGUCAUGGCAUUUGAUCGUUACACAGCCAUUUCAAAACCCCUCCACUAUAUGACCAUCAUGAAUAAAGGACGAUGCUCUAACCUGGUAGUGGCCUCAUGGGUGGGGGGGUUUGUCCAUUCCAUUGUGCAGAUUUCCCUUUUGCUGCCCCUCCCCUUCUGUGGGCCCAAUGUUCUUGACACUUUCUACUGUGAUGUCCCCCAGGUCCUCAAACUUGCCUGCACUGACACCAUAACUCUGGAGCUCCUGAUGAUUUCCAAUAAUGGCUUAAUCAGUUGGUUUGUGUUCUUCUUUCUCCUCAUCUCUUACACAGUCAUCUUGAGGAUGUUGAGAUCUCAUGCUGGUGAGGGUAGGAAGAAAUCCAUCUCCACCUGCACCUCCCACAUCACAGUGUUGACCCUGCAUUUUGUGCCCUGCAUCUAUGUCUAUGCCAGGCCCUUCACUGCCCUCCCCACAGAUAAGGCCAUCUCUGUCACCUUCACUGUCAUCUCCCCUUUGCUUAACCCCUUGAUCUAUACCCUGAGGAAUCAGGAAAUGAAGUCAGCCAUGAGGAAACUGAAGAAACAAUUAGGACAUUCUGAAAGGAUUUAA
Molecule: messenger RNA, 936 nt
Organism: Choloepus didactylus (southern two-toed sloth)
Lineage: Eukaryota; Metazoa; Chordata; Mammalia; Pilosa; Megalonychidae
Product: olfactory receptor 4D9-like
Exons: 1
Coding region: 1-936 (311 amino acids)
Biological process (GO): G protein-coupled receptor signaling pathway
Cellular component (GO): membrane
Molecular function (GO): olfactory receptor activity; G protein-coupled receptor activity
Source: RefSeq, a predicted model, not a curated record